CAGAAUCUCAAUUCGGAAAUGACUUCAGAGAACUUGUCUCCCGUCAAGCCGAGGUACACGAGACCAGAGCACUCUCGAGUUUUCUGCGCUCAAUGUGACAUCCAUACCGAAGGGUUUCGAGGCGAGCACGAACUCCGGAAGCGCGUUGAUAGAGAGCAUCCAAACCCUGUCACGAAGUGGGUUUGUAUCGAGUCAACCAAGCCAGGUCAUCCUAUACCCGUGCUACCGUUUUCGAAGUGCAAAGCAUGCCUUCAGCAGAAGCAAUACGGCCCCUAUUACAACGCAGCAGCACAUCUGCGACGUGCUCAUUUCAGACCGAAGUUACCCUCCCAAAGUAAGAUAGGUGGUGGAGAAGCCAAACGAGGUGGGAAGAGAGGAGUCGUAGAAGCGAAUGGUGCCUCAGGAGGAGGGGAUGCUGGUUCCUUCUGGAAGGAAACCUGCGAAGUCUAUUUCAAGGGCUGAGAUUGAGGGGGGUGGAUUGUGGUUCAGGCUGUUGAUGAGGAGCGGAACGGGGAGGGUGGGUGCCUACGCUAUGGUUGUAGCAGUGUUGUUGCUGGAGUAUUGGAAACAUUGAAGGGAUUGAGUGAAAGCAAAUGGAGGUCAAUACGUAUAAAAUUCGAGCUGUGUUGCAU
Molecule: messenger RNA, 632 nt
Organism: Hyaloscypha bicolor E
Lineage: Eukaryota; Fungi; Ascomycota; Leotiomycetes; Helotiales; Hyaloscyphaceae
Exons: 1
Coding region: 19-462 (147 amino acids)
Source: RefSeq, a predicted model, not a curated record